UGUACUUCUUCCUAUAGAUGCUGCCUGGCCUGCUGCGUUCCACCAGCAUUUUGUGUGUGUUACCUGUUCCUCCACAUAGCUUUGUGUUGCCUGCAAAUUUGGCAACAAAGCCAUCAAUUCCUUGGUCCAAAUCAUUGACCAAAAACGUGAAAAGAACACGACUCCUGUAGAACACUACAUAUCACUGACAGCCAAAUAGGAAAGCCUCCACUUCUUCCUCUGGUACUGGCGCAGUUGGGCAGCAGACAGCAACCAAUGAGACAGCCCUCACACCUACUGGAUGUCUACUGUAGGAUGCUACUGGACUGACACUGGCUCUGGAAUCACUUUUGCAGAGAACAUCUGGCAUCUUCCACCCUGAUUCUGAUAUUCAGAUACACCUCAUUGCAACGAUGCUCAGCUGUAGUGACGAGACUUCAGGAAAGCAGAGAGUUAUGUUUUCCUCUUGGCAUCCACUCCUUUGGGUAAUGUUUUCUUUGGAAAUUGUCUGGCAGUUUGAUCUCCAUGAGGUGAAGUCAUUAUUCUUCCUAGAAAUCUAGCACUGACCAUCAAGAAAUUUUAAUGGUGAUGCACAGCCAUCUGAUCGUUCAGCAAGUGUAAACCUUUCUUGUUAUUGAAAAGACCCAGGUAAUUAAAGUAGGCACCUGUUGGCCCAUAUAUGCAGUUACUGCUGUCCUCACUUGUGGAAAAACCCAUUGGCACCUGAAAUGAAGAUAGGUGAAACCGUCCAUCCAUACCUUCUGAUGCCUCUGGUGGAAACAAAUUAGGUGACGUGGCAGAGAUCAGAUGCAGCCCCUUGGGAAGAUCUGGUGGUGGUAAGUUGAUUGUCAAUGCAACCUUGACCUUCAUGGAGCAGCAAAGGCACGCGAGCAUGGCAAGAGUUUUGCUGGUGAUUCCACUGCGUUCAAUUCCAUAUACAAUUCUUCACAAAUGAAUGAAUGCACGAGCUGAUAAGCUGAGAUCACAAGGAGCUGUUGACAAGUCAAUUGUGGGAGCAAGAUUGGAAAAAGCAAGAGGGGACAGUUGGCACAGAUGCAUGCCGGAUAUUGCGAGAAGCAAUUAUCAAUUCCUUUACGAGAGCGACCAGUCAAGACAUUUGGCAUGCCAGAGAUAGCUAGGAUCCAUUCUUGUGUCAAUUAUGGGAGAAAAGAUUUGAAAAAGCGAGUGGCGCACGCCAAGAAAUUCUGCAUGACUGAGGCUGCGGGUGAUAAUGCACUUGACAAGGGCCAAUAACAAGAAGUCAGAUGUAAGCGAAGCGUCACUGCAGGAAUGGCCAUUGUGUUACUGGGACAGUGUUACAGUGGAAGAUUUGUAGCUUGGCUCAAAAAGGCUUCAGCAAGAAGGGGCGAAGCAUAAGGUAAGUUUCUGGUAAGCUCCUUUCUUUCUUUGUCUAGCUAGUGUAGAGAGAAUGUGUCUAGUUUCAGUGGGUCCUCAUGUCAGAUGUGGGUAUUCUGGGCAAACAGCAGUCUCUCUGAAAUGCAUCCAACUGCAGCUCCCUACAGACUGUGUUAGGGAACUAGAGCUGCAUUUGGGUGACCUAUAGCUUAUAUGGGAGAAUGAGCAGGAUAUAGUUAAGGACUACAGAGAGGUAGUCACCCCUAAGUUGCAGGAGGCAGCUUGCUGGGUGAUUGUCAGGAGAGGGAAAGGGAACAGGCAGACAUUAUAUAGAGAACCCAUGUGCUGUUCCCCUCUGAUACUGUUGGUGGGGGAAGGGGGAGCUACCUAACGGGGGCAUGUCACAGGGUCGAAGUCACUGAGUCAGAAGGGAAGUGGGGAGAAGAGGAGUGCCACAUUCAGAGGGGAUUCUAUACUUAGACAAGCAGAUAGGCAAUUAAGUGGAUGUGAAAGAGACACCCAGAUGGAAUUUUGUUUCCCAGUUGACAAGGUCAGUGAUGUUUCAGAUCAGUCCACAGCAUUGUCUCGAUGGGUGGACGGAGGUUGUGGCACAUAUUGGUACCCACAACAUAUAGGUAGGAAAAUGGAUGAGGUCCUGAAGAGAGAAUGUUGGGAGCUAGAAAGUAAGCUGAAAAGCAGGACCUCAAGGGUAGUAAUCUCUGAAGUGCUGCAUGUGCUAUGCACCAGUGAGGGUAAGAAUAGGAUGAUUUGGCAGAUCAAUGCAUGGCUGAGGACCUGGUGCAGGGGGUAGGGUUUAGGAUUUUUGGCUCAUUGAUAUCUCUUCUGGGAAGGAUAUGACCUAUGCAAAAGGGACAAGUUAUACCUGAACAUGAAAGGGACAAAAUACCACUACAGGUAGAUUUGCUAGAGCUGUUGGUGAGGAUUUAAACUACAUUGAUAGUGGACUGGGAACCAGAGUGAUAGGCUAGACGAUGGGGCAGUUGGUGUGCAGGUAGAUGCAGUGUGUAGAGAGACUGAGAAAGGACAGGUAUUCUAUAGGGUAAAAUUUCAAUCAAUGGGAUUGGGUGAAGUGUGUCCAUUUUAUUUUUUUUUUAAUUUUAUUUUUAUUUGGAUAAGGAGUUCACAAUGAGCAUGGGUCAGUACAUGGAACUAUGAUGUUGUGGCCAUUACGGACAUAUGCCUGUCACAACAGCAGGAGUGCCUUCUGGGUUCCAGUGUUUAGAUGUUUCAAAGCGGACAGAGGGGGUGGUAAAAGAGGUGGGAAGUUGCACUGCUAAUCUCAGUUGCAGAAAGGGAGGACAUCGUAAAGGGACUGUCUACUGAGACAGUGAGUGUAAAUCAGAAUCAGGAAGGAUCAAUCACUAUAUUGGAAUAUUCAAUAGACACUCCCAAUAGUAACAGAAAAACUGAGGAACAGAUCGGAAGGCAGAUUUUGGAAAGGUGCAGAAAUGUCAGGGUUGCUGUGAUGGUGGACUUAAACUUCCCUCAUAUUGAUUGGCACCUCUUUAGUCAAAAUGCUUAGAUGGGGUGGAAUUUGUUAGGUGUGAGAGGGGUGGCCACACUCUACCUGAUGCUGGGCAAAGUAUUGCCUCGCUUGAAGAGCAUUAUGGUGGAUAAGACCCUGUGCCUGAUAGGAUAUACACCAGGUUAUUGAGGGAGGAAAGAGAUGACAUUACUGGGGCCUUGACCAAUAUCCUCAUGUCCUGUCUAGCCACUGGAGGUCUGCAAGUAGCUAAUGUUGUUCCAUUAUUCAAGCUGGGAACCAGGGAUGAUCCUGGAAACUAUAGACUGGUAAGUCUCACAUUAGAGGGAGGGAAGUUACUGGAGAAAAUUCAUAGGGAUGGAUUUAUGAGCAUUUGGAAAACCAUGGCCCGAUUAGGGAGAGCCAGCAUGGCUCUGUGCGGGGCACGUUGUGUCCUAGUAAAUUAACAGAGUUUUUUGACGAGGUGAUGAGGGUGAUUGAUGAAGGUAGAGGUGAGGAGGUUAUCGACAUGGAUCUUAUUGAGGUGUUUGACAACCUUCCUCAUGGGAGGCUGAUGCAGAAGUUCGAGAUGCAUGGGAUUGAUAGUGAAUUGGCUGUUUGGAUUCAGAACCGGCUUGCCUAUUGAAAACAGAGGGUAGUGGUUGAAGGGACUUAUUCGAGCUGGAGGUCUGUGAUUAGUGGUGUUCUGUGGGGAUCAGAACUGCAACCUCUACUUUUUGUGAUGUACUGUAGAUAAAUGACAAGAAUGAAAAUGGAGAUGGGAGGGAUAGUAAGUUUGAAAUGUCUAAUACCCAAGGGCAUGCAUAUAAGGUGGGUGGGGGUGAGUUCCAAGAUGUGAGGGGUAAGUUUUUACACAGACUGUGAGGUGUGCGUGGUAGAAAUAGAUACAUUAUGAAAAUUUAGAUUAGCAGAUGAAGGUGAGAAAAAUGGAAGGUUAUGGACAUUGUGUAGGCAGAAGGGAUAAGUUUAGUUUGCCAUUUGAUUAUGACUAUUUAUUGGUUUGGUACAACUUUGUGGGCCGAAAGGUCUGCUUCUGUGCUGUCCUGUUCUACAAUUUAAUUGUGGUGUGACCAGUGUCUUAUAAAGCUUCAGCAUUAUAUUUUGCUUUUAUAUUGUAAUCUUUUCCAACUAAUUACUGAAAAUUGAAUUUACCUUCCUUACCAGACUCAACUUGCAAGUUCACCUUUAUUAAUCCUGCAUGAAGACUCCCAAGUCCCUUUGCAUCUUUGGUUUAUGAAUUUGCUCCCCGUUUAGAAAAUAGUCUACAUCUUUACUCAUUCUACCAAACUGCAUUACCCUGUACUGUAAUUCCCUGUGCCAUACUCCAUGUGCCACUUUUUUGUUCAUGCUCCUAAUAUGUCUAAGUCCUUCUGCUGACUCCCAUCUCCUCAACACUACCUGCCCCUCCAUCCAGCUUUUUAUUGGCCGCAGAGCUGGCCACAAAGCCAUCCAUCCCUUCAUCCAAAUCACUGACAUAUAAGGUGAAAAGAAGCAGUCCUAAUACUGACACCUACGGAAAACCACAUGUCACUGGCAGCCAACCAGGAAAGUCCCCACUUCUUGUUCUGGCACUACAUACAGUCUGUCAUUGGCUCAGUUGGGCAGCAGACAGCAACCAAUGAGGCAGCCCUCACACCUGCUGGAUGUCUACUGUAGGAUGCUACUGGACUGACACUGGCUCUGGAAUCACUUUUGCAGAAAACACCUGGCAUCUUCCACCCUGAUUCUGAUGUUCGGAUGCGCCUCAUUGCAACGAUGCUCAGCUGUAGUGACGAGACUUCAGGAAUGCAGAGAGUUAUGUUUUCCUGUUAGAGUCCAGCCCUUUGGGUAAUGUUUUCUUUGGAAAUUGUCUGGCAGUUGGAUCUCCAUGAGAUGAAGUCAUCAUUCUUCCUAGAAAUGUGCCAUUGACCUUCAAGGAAAUUUAAUGGUGAUGCACAGCCAUCUGAUUGUUCAGCAAGUGUAAACCUUUCCGGUUGUUGAAAAGACACAGGUAAUUAAAGUGAGCAGCUGUUGGCCCAUAUAUGCAGUUACUGCUGUUUUCACUUGUGGAAAAAACCCAAUUGUCAGUGUCGCCACCUGCAAUCAAGAUAAAUGAAACAAUCCUUCCGUAUUUGUGUGAUGCCUCUGGUGGAAACAAAUUGGGUGACAUGGCAGAGAUCAGAUGCAGCCUUUGGGAAGAUCUGGUGGUGAGUAAGUUGAUUGUCAAUGCAACCUUGACCUUCAUGGAGCGGCAAAGGCACGCGAGCAUGGCAAGAGUUUUGCUGGUGAUUCCACUGUGUUCAAUUCCAUAUACAACUCUUCAGCAAAUGAAUGCAUAUAUGUUCUGACAAGCCUGGGGUUGCAUGGAGCCAUUGGUGUGUCAAUUGUGGGAAUGAGAUUUGAAAAAGAGAGCAUGGCCAGUUGGGACCUUCUGCAUACCAGGAAUUGUGAGGAACCAUUAGUAAAUCAAUUUUGGAAGAAAGAUUUGAAAAAGUGAGCAGGAUCAAUUGAAACAUUCUGCACGUCUGAGAUUGCAAGGAGCCGUCAGCAAUCAGUUGUGGAAAUGAGAUGUGAAAAAGCAUGUGACACCGGUUUGGACAUUCUGCACACCUGAGAUCGCAGGGUGGUUGUGCACUUAUCAAGGACCAAUAAAAACAAGUCAGGUGUAAGCGAAGCAAUCAUUAUGGGAUUGGCCAUUAUGUGAGUGGGCCACUGUUAGAGUGGAGGAUUUGAGGCUUGGCUCAAAGAGGCUUCGGCAAGAAUAGGCGAAAGGUAAGGUAAGUUUCUGGUAAGUUUCUUUCUUUUUUUAUAUAUUAGUGCCUAGCUGGUGUAGUGAGAAAGUGUCCAGUGUCAGUGAUGGGUAUCUCAUGUUGGAUGUGCAAAUUAUGGGUGAACUGCAGUUUCCCUGAGAACUAUAUUUGUAGGUACUUCUAGCUGCAGCUCUUUAUAGACUGUGUUAGGGAACUGGAGCUGUUUUUGGGUGACCUACAGCUCAUAUGGGAGAAUGAGGAAGAGAUAGUUAUGAUCUACGGAGAGGUAUCACCCCUAAGUUGCAGGAGGCAGGUAGCUGGGUUAUUGUCAGGAGAGGGAAAGGGAACAGGCAGAUUGUGCUGAAUACUCCUGUGCUAUUCUAUUCAGUAACAAGUAUACCGGUUUGGAUAUCCUUGUGAGGGAUGGGGAGCCACCCAACGGGUGAAAGGUCUCUGGUACUGAGUCUAGCUCUAUGGUUCAGAAGGGAAGUGGGGAGAAAAGGAGUGCAGUGUUGAGAGCGGAUUUUAUACUUAGGUGAGCAGACAGUCAACUCUAUGGACAUGAAAGAGACCCCUAUAUGUUAUGUUCCUUCUCAGUUGCCAGGGUCAGUGAUAUCUCAGAUUAGCCACAGCAUUCUAAAAAUGGAGAGUGAGUAGCCAGAAGUUGUGGCGCAUAUUGGUACCCACUACAUAUAGGUAGGAAAAUGGAUGAGGUCCUGAAGAGAGAAUGUUGGGAGCUAGAAAGUAAGCUGAAAAGCAGAACCUCAAGGGUAGUAAUCUCUGAAGUGCUGCAUGUGCUAUGCACCAGUGAGGGUAAGAAUAGGAUGAUUUGGCAGAUCAAUGCAUGGCUGAGGAACUGGUGCAGGGGGUAGGGUUUAGGAUUUUUGGCUCAUUGGUAUCUCUUCUGGGGAAGCCAGGGCUGUAUAAAAACAAUGGGUUACACCUGAAGUUGAGGGGCACAAAAUAUCCUUGCAGGGAGGUUUGCUAGAGCUUUUGGCGAGGAUUUAAACUAAUUCGGGAGAGGGAUGGGAGCCAGAGUGAUAGGCCAGACGAUGGGGCAGUUGGUGUGCAGGUAGAUGCAGUGUGUAGAGAGACUGAGAAAGGACAGGUAUUCUAUAGAGUAAAAUUGCAAUCACUGGGAGUGGGUGAACAGAGUCCAUUUUAAUGCUAUCAGCAACAAGGGUAAAGAACUUAAAGCAUGGAUCAGUAUAUGGAACUAUGAAUUUCUGGCCAUUAUAGAGACAGGCCUAUCACAAGGGGAGGAGUGGCUGGUGGAUGUACCAGGUUUUAGAUGUGACAAAGUAGACAGGGAGGGAGGUAAAAGAAGUGGGGAAGUGGCAUUGCUAAUCAGGGAUAGUAUCACAGGUGCAUAAAGGAAGGGUGGUGUGAGGGGAUUGUCUACUGAGACAGUGUGUGUGCAAGUCUGAAACAGUAAAAGGAGCAGUAAAAGGACUUUUUAAAAAAAUAUUCAGUAGACACUCCUAACAGCAACAAAGAUACUGAGGAAUAGAUCAGGAGUCAGAUUUUGGAAAGGUGCAGAAAAGAACAGGGCUGUUGUUAUGGGGAACUUAAAUUUUUCUGAUAUUGAUUGGCAACUCCUUAGUCAAAAGGUUUAGAUGGUGCAGAAUUUGUUAGGUGUGUUCAGGAAGCACUCCUGACACAAUAUGUAGACAGGCCAACGAGACUAGAGGCCACACUAUAUCUGGUGCUAGGCAGAGUUUUGGUUCUCUUAAAGAUCAUUAAGGUGGAGAUGCCCCAGUGCCUGAUAGGAUAUACAGCAGGUUAUUGAGAGAGGCAGGAGAUGAGAUUACUGGGGCCUUGAUUUAAACAUUUGUGUCCUCUCUACCUGCAGGCAAGGUUCCAGAGGACUUUUGAGUAGCUAAUGUUGUUACCUUAGUCAAUAAGUGAACCAGGGAAAUUCCUGAACACCAUAUUCCGGCGAGUUGCAUGUCAGAGAUAGAGAAGUUACUGAGGAGAAUUUAUAGGAAUAGGAAUUAAGAGCAUUUUGCAAACCAUGGCUGAAUUAGGGAGAACCAGUAUGGCUUUGUGCAGGACAAGUUGUGUCUUGCUAACUUAAUUGAGCUUUUUGAGGAGAUGAUAAAGGUGAUUGAUAAAGGUAGAUCUGUGGAUGUUGUCGACAUGGAUUUUAUUAAGGUGCCUGACGACAUCCCUAAUGGGAGGCUGAUGCAGAAGUUUAAAAUGCAUGGGAUUAAUGGUGAAUUGGUUGUUUGGAUUCAGAACUGCCUUGCCUAUUAAAAACAGUGGGAUAGUGGUUGAAAGGAGCAAUUCUAUGUAGAGGUCUGUGAUUAGUGGUGUUCCACCGGGAUCAGUACUGGGACCUCUACUGUUAGUAAUGUUCUGUAUAUAAAUGACAAGAAUGAUAAUGAGAUGGGUAGGUUAGUAAGUUUGAAGAUUCUGAUACUGGUGUGCAUGCUUUCAAGGUGAGAGGGGGUGAGUUUAAAGGAGAUGUGAGGGGUAAAUUUUUACACAGAGAGUGAGGUGUGCCUGGGGUGGUGAUAGAAGCAGGUACAUUAUGGAUUUUUACGGACUUAUGGAAGUGGAAGAAUACGGGCAUUAUGUAGGCAGAAGAGAUUAGUUUAGUUGGCUAUUUGGUUACUAAUUUAAUUGGUCUGGCACAAUAUUGUGGGCCGAACGGUCUGUUCCUGAGGUAUACUGUUCUAUGUUCUAAGUGUGAUGUGACCAGUUCCUAAUAAAGUUUCAGCAUUACUUCCUUGCUUUUAUAUUCUAGUUGUCUCAAUAUGAAUGCUAACAUUGAAUUGCCUUCCUUAUCACAGACUCAACCUGCAACUUCACCUUGAGAAAUCCUGCACGAGGACUCCCAAGUCCCUUUGCACUUCUGAUUGCUGAAUUUGCACACCGUUUAAAAAAUAGUCUACAUCUUUAAUUCUUCUACCAACAUGCGUGACCCUAGACUUAAAAAACACGUCAUUCCAUGUGUCACUCCUUUGCCUGUUCUCCUAAUCUGUCUAAAUCCUUCUACAGACUUCCUUCUUCCUCAGCAUUACCUGCCCCUCCAUCCAGCUUUUUAUUGGCCGCAGAGCUGGCCACAAAGCCAUCAAUCCCUUCAUCGAAAUCACUGACAUAUAAGGUGAAAAGAAGCAGUCCUAAUACUGACACCUACGGAAAACCACAUGUCACUGGCAGCCAACCAGGAAAGUCCCCACUUCUUGUUCUGGCACUACAUACUGUCUGUCAUUGGCUCAGUUAGGCAGCAGACAGCAACCAAUGAGGCAGCCCUCACACCUGCUGGAUGUCUACUGUAGGAUGCUACUGGACUGACACUGGCUCUGGAGUCACUUUUGCAGAAAACACCUGGCAUCUUCCACCCUGAUUCUGAUGUUUGGAUGCGCCUCAUUGCAACGAUGCUCAGCUGUAGUGACGAGACUUCAGGAAUGCAGAGAGUUAUGUUUUCCUGUUAGAGUCCAGCCCUUUGGGUAAUGUUUUCUUUGGAAAUUGUCUGGCAGUUGGAUCUCCAUGAGAUGAAGUCAUCAUUCUUCCUAGAAAUGUGCCAUUGACCUUCAAGGAAAUUUAAUGGUGAUGCACAGCCAUCUGAUUGUUCAGCAAGUGUAAACCUUUCCGGUUGUUGAAAAGACACAGGUAAUUAAAGUGAGCAGCUGUUGGCCCAUAUAUGCAGUUACUGCUGUUUUCACUUGUGGAAAAAACCCAAUUGUCAGUGUCGCCACCUGCAAUCAAGAUAAAUGAAACAAUCCUUCCGUAUUUGUGUGAUGCCUCUGGUGGAAACAAAUUGGGUGACAUGGCAGAGAUCAGAUGCAGCCUUUGGGAAGAUCUGGUGGUGAGUAAGUUGAUUGUCAAUGCAACCUUGACCUUCAUGGAGCGGCAAAGGCACGCGAGCAUGGCAAGAGUUUUGCUGGUGAUUCCACUGUGUUCAAUUCCAUAUACAACUCUUCAGCAAAUGAAUGCAUAUAUGUUCUGACAAGCCUGGGGUUGCAUGGAGCCAUUGGUGUGUCAAUUGUGGGAAUGAGAUUUGAAAAAGAGAGCAUGGCCAGUUGGGACCUUCUGCAUACCAGGAAUUGUGAGGAACCAUUAGCAAAUCAAUUUUGGAAGAAAGAUAUAUGCAGUUACAGCUGCCUUCACUUGUGGAAAAACCCAUUGGCACCUGAAAUGAAGAUAGGUGACACUAUCCAUCCAUAUCUGCUGAUGUCUCUGGUGGAAACAAACUGGGUGACGUGGCAGAGAUCAGAUGCAGCCCUUUGGGAAGAUCUGGUGGUGAGUAAGUUGAUUGUCAAUGCAACUUUGACCUUCAUGGAGCAGCACAUGAGCAUGGCAAGAGUUAUGCUGGAAUCUGCAAUGUGUUCAAUUCCAUAUACAAUUCUUCACAAAUGAAUGUAUGCACAAGCUGAUAAGCAAGAGAUCAUGUGGAGCCAUUAUAGAGUCAAUUGUGGGAGUGAAAUUUGAAAAACUGAAUGGAGCCAGUUGGGACAGAACGCAUGUCUGACAUCACGUGGAGCCAUAGGUGAAUCAUUUCUGGAAGCAAGAAUGGAAAAAGCAAGAGAGUCCAUUUGGGACAUUCUGAAUGUCCUGAGAUUGCUCGGAGCCAUAAGCAAGUUAAUUGUGGGUGAAAUAUUUGAAAAAGCAAGCUGGCCAAUUGGAGCAUUGUGUACAGCAGAGAUUGCAAGCAGCAAUUGACAAGAAGUCAUGGAAACAAGAUUAGAUAAAACGAAUGGGGCCAGUUGGGACAUUCUGCAUGGGAUGAUCAUGCACUUGACAAGAGGCAAUAAAAUGAAGCCAGGUGUAAGCAAAGUGGUCUUUGUGGGAGUGGUCAUCAUGUGAGUGGGCCAGUGUUAGAGUGGAGGAUUUGAGGCUUGUCUCAAAGGGGCUUUGGCAGAGAGGCAAAGGAUAAGGUAAGUUACUGGUAAGUUUCUGUAUUACUUUGUCUAUUAAUACCUAGCUAGUGGAGUUAGAGUGUGUCCGGUGUCAGUGAUGGGUUCUUCACGUUGCAUGCAGGAAUUCUGGGUAAACUGCAGUCUCCCUGAGAACUCCAUUUGCAUGAUAUGCACGAGCUGCAGCUCCUUACAGACCAUAUUAAGGAAUUGGAGCUGCAGUUGAAUGAGCUACAGCUCAAAUGGAAGAAUGAGGAGGAGGUAGUAAGGUCUACAAAGAGGUAUUCACCCCUAAUUUGUAGGAGGCAGGUAACUGAGUGAUUGUCACAAGAGGGAAGAGGAAUAGGCAGACAGUGCAGAGUGCCCUUGUGGCUAUUCCUUUCAGUAUCAAAUAUAGCACUGUUUAAACUGCUGGGCAGGGUGUGGGAGGGACCUAAUGGGGGAAAGCAGCGGCGUCCAGGUCUCCGAGAUUGAGUCUGAUUCUAUGCCUUAGAAGGGAAGUAGGGAGAAUGGCUGGUGGAUGUUCUGGAGUUUAGAUCUUUCAGAGGGGGCAGAGGGUUGCAAAAGAGGUGGGGAAGUGGCACUUGUUUAAUCAUGGAUAAUAUCACAGCUGCAGAAAGGGAAGAUGUCAUUCAGGGAUUGUCUACUGGGUCAGUCUGUGUGGAAAUCAGUAACAGGAAAGUAGCAAUCAAUCUUUUGGAAUAUUGCAUAGACCCUCACAGUAUCAACAGACACUGAAGAACAGAUGGGGAGGCAGGGAUUGGAAACAUGCAGAUAUAACAGGGCUAUUGUCAUGGGGGACUUCAAUUUCCCAAAUAUUGAUUGGUACCUCCUUAGUUCAGGAUUUCCUUUUUGCUCGUAAUUAAGCUGCUGUCAUUUGCCUAGAUGCAUCCACUUGCUGAGCAAGGUAAUUUCCCCAUUAGUUCUUUAAUCUUACUGUGCAUCAACUUUGUUCCAGGGUUAUGGGUUUGUAGUAUUUCUGUCUCUGAGCAUUUCUCAUUUAGCCAUCUGUCUUUAGCUUCUCUGCAUUUUCGUUUUAUUGUCUUAUCAAGUUUUGGUUUGAUGGUCUGCUUUUGUUGUAUCAAUUGUAUUAUCUCUUCAGUUAUCCAUUUCUUCUUACUUUUCCAUUCUUUUUGUGGGAUCUUUGCAGCUUCAACCAUGGAUUCCUUCAUUAUGUCCCAGGAAGAUUUGCCUCCUUCAUCCUGCAGCAAUUGAAAAUGGUUUUUCACCUUGUUUGCGUUUUCAGAUGAGGGUUGUUUUGUAGUUGUUGAUAAUCCAGUGGUUCUGAUCUUUUUGGUUUCUUUAAUUUUCUCAUCUUUAUUUUCACUUUGCAAAUUACUGGUAUGUGGUCGCUUCCACAUGCUCCAGGGUAGCUUUUCGAUUGAUUUAUCGAGUUUUUGAGUCUUUUAUUGAUUAUUAAGUAGUCAAUUUGAUUUUUGUUGUUCCCAUCUGGGCUUCUCCAUGUCUAUUUCCUUCUUGGAUGUUGUUUAAACCAAGUGUUGGUGAUUAUCUGAUUGUUUGUUUUACACCAUGAUAUAAGCUUUUCUCCUCUUUCAUUUCUUUCUCCCAAUCCUUGGUCUCCAACAAUAUGGUCUUCUCUUCCCUCACCAACUUUUGCAUUAAAGUUGCCCAUGACUAUGAUGGCUUCUUGUGAUUUGCAUUCUUCUAGUGCUUUGUCUAGGGAGUGGUAGAAGGCAUCAAUUUCUUCCUCUGAACUUGCCAUUGUGGGUGCAUAUACUUGGAUGAUAGAGAUGUUAUUUUGUUGUCCUUUUAGUUUGAUUAGCAUCAUUCUGUCUGAGAUAUGCGAGCAUCCUAGCAGGCUCUUGGAUGUUUCUUUGCCUAAGAUGUUUGCAACACCCUUUUCAUGUUUAUCUCCACCAGAGUAUAUCAUCUUGUAGUCGCCUGAUUGGAAUACUCCAGUGCCUUUCCAUCUUAUUUCACUUAAGAAAGGAACAUAAAGAAGAAUCUUGAAGGAUCUAGCAUUCUAAAAUCAGAAAUUCGAGCAGCCAUAAAUAAAACAAAACAUAACAGAGCAACUAGUCCAGACAACAAUGCCGUUGAAAUGAUACUGGCCUUAGAAGAUUUUGGAAUAGAGAAAAUAACAGGAAAUAGCAAAUGAAAUCUAUGAUCAUGGGGAGAUACCUGAUGAUUUAAGUAAAUCAGUGUUCAUCACACUUCCAAAGAAAGAGGGAGCAGCAGAAUGUGAGUUACAUCGUACAAUAAGCUUGAUUAGCUACGUGGCAAAAACUAUUAACAGAGUAAUCAUGAUGAGAGCAAGACGCUGUAUAAAACCAGAAAUCAGUAAAGAACAAUGCAGCUUUGUGGAAAACACUGGAACCAGAAAUGCAACUUUCAUGCUACCGAUGAUCUGUGAACGAGCCAGCCAGGUACACAAAUACAUCUACCUAUGUUUCAUCAACUAUACAAAAGCUUUUGACACCAUCAGACACCAAGAUCUUCUGGAAAUGCUUCAAGAUCUUGACAUAGAUGGGAAAGAUAUGGGUUUCUUAAGAAACUUAUACUGGGACCAGACAGCAUCCAUCAGAAUAGAAGGAGAAGUGAGUGAGUACGUGAAUAUCAUGAGAGGAGUCAGGCAAGAUUGUGUCUUUUCGCCAGACUUAUUCUACCUGUAUAGACAUAGACAUAGAAAAUAGGUGCAGGAGUAGGCCAUUCGGCCCUUCGAGCCUGCACCGCCAUUUAUUAUGAUCAUGGCUGAUCAUCCAACUCAGAACCCUGCACCAGCCUUCCCUCCAUACCCUCUGAUCCCCCUAGCCACAAGGGCCAUAUCUAACUUCCGCUUAAAUAUAGCCAAUGAACUGGCCUCAACUGUUUCCUGUGGCAGAGAAUUCCACAGAUUCACCACUCUCUGUGUGAAGAAGUUUUUCCUACUCUCAGUCCUAAAAGGCUUCGCCUUUCUUCUCAAACCGUGACCCCUCGUUCUGGACUUCCCCAACCUCGGGAACAAUCUUCCUGCAUCUAGCCUGUCCAAUCCCUUUAGGAUUUUAUACGUUUCAAUCAGAUCCCCCCUCAAUCUUCUAAAUUCCAACGAGUACAAGCCUAGUUCAUCCAGUCUUUCUUCAUAUGAAAGUCCUGCCAUCUCAGGAAUCAAUCUGGUGAACCUUCUUUGUACUCCCUCUAUGGCAAGGAUGUCUUUCCUCAGAUUAGGGGACCAAAACUGCACACAAUACUCCAGGUGUGGUCUCACCAAGGCCUUGUACAACUGCAGUAGUACCUCCCUGCUCCUGUACUCGAAUCCUCUUGCUAUAAAUGCCAGCAUACCAUUCGCCUUUUUCACCGCCUGCUGUACCUGCAUGCCCACUUUCAAUGACUGGAGUAUAAUGACACCCAGGUCUCGUUGCACCUCCCCUUUUCCUAAUAGUGUAAAUAUCUUGAGAAGUAGUAAAGACAUCAAAGGAUUCACAGUUGGAGGCCAUAAUAUAAGUAACAUCAGAUAUGCUGAUGAUAUUGUACUAAAAGCUGACUCAGAAACAAAACUUCAAGAACUACUCACUAUAGUGGCAGCAGAAAGUAAUUGCAGAGGCCUCUCAAUCAACACCAAGAAGACAGAAAGCAUGGUCAUCUCCAGAAAGACAAACAUCCCACAAUGUGUGACCAAGAUCGGAAAUACAAACAUCAAACAAGUCAACAAAUUCAGAUAUCUUGGCAGCCUAAUAACAAGUGAUGGCAGGUGCGACACAGAAAUCAAAUAGAGAAUAGUAAUGGCGAAAGAAGCUUUCCAGAAAAUGAAGACCAUAUUAACAGACAGAAAGAUGAGCAUGUACACUAAAAACAGAAUAUUGCAGUGCUACAUUUAUUCUAUCCUGACUUAUGGAAGUGAAUGCUGGACCAUUUCCCCAGCAAUGGAAAAGAGACUAGAAGCAGCUGAAUUUUGGUUCUACAGAAGAAUGUUAAAAAUAUCAUGGACCACACACACAUCAAGUGAAGAAGUUCUCAGAAGAGCCCAAGCAGUUCGAUCACUCAUACCAACAAUAAGAGAAAGACAACUCAGAUUCAUAGGACACAUCAUGUGGAAAGAUGAACUAGAAAAACUCAUACUCUCUGGAAAGAUCAAGGGGAGCCAACUCAGAGGAAGACCUUGCCUUAUGUACAUCAAAAGCCUAGUCAGGGGCUACACAUCGAGGAAAUGGAAGUCAUCCAAAGAACGAGGAAUAGAUCUAUAUGGAAAACCAUGGUCACCAACUUCUGCAUCGGAUAUAGUACCUAGACAGACAGGCAGACCUCCUUAGUGCAAAGGUUUAGAUGACGUGGAAUUGUUGAGUGUGUCCAGGAAGCAUUCCUGACACAAUAUGUAGACAAGCCGAUAAGAUUAGAUAUCAUACUAUAUCAGGUGCUAGGCAGAGUGUUGGUUCUCUUGAAGAGCAUUAAGGUGGGGAUGGCCCCAGUGCCUGAUGGGAUAUACAGCAGGUUUUUGAGAGAGGCAGGAGAUGAGAUUACCGGGGCUUUGACCCAAACUUUUGUGUCCUCUCUACCUGCAGGCACGAUCCCAGAGGACCUUUGAGCAGCUAAUGUUGUUACCUUAAUAAGUGAACCAGGGAUAAUCCUGAACACCAGAGCUAGUGAAUCGCACAUCAGAGAUAGGGAAGUUAGUGGAGAAAAUUUGUAGGAAUAUGAUUCACAUGCAUUUGGGAAACCACGGUCAAAUUAAGUAGAGCCAAUAUGGCUUCGUGAGGGGAAUGUUGUGUCCUACUAACUUAACAGAGUUUUUGAUGAGGUGAUGAGGGUGAUUGAUGAUGGUAGAGGUGAGGAUGUUAUCGACAUGGAUUUUAUUAAGGUGUUUGACAACGUUCUUCAUGGGAGGCUGAUGCUGAAGUUUAAGGUGCAUGUAUUUGAUGGCGAAUUUGCUGUUUGGAUUCAGAACUGACUUGCCUAAUGAAAACAGAGGGUAGCGGUCAAAGAGACUUAAAUCAAGCUGGAGGUCUUUGAUUAGAGGUGUUCCACAAAGGUCUAUACUGGAAUUCUACUAUUUGUGAUGUACUGUAUAGGAAUAACAAGAAUGAAAAUGUAGAUGGGAUGGUUAGUAAGUUUGAAAUGUCUCAUACUGGUGAAUAUGCGUCUCACGUAAGGGGGGUGAGUUCAAAGGAGAUGUGAGGAGUAAGGUUUUUACAGAGAGUGGUGUGUGCUUGGGGUAGUGAUAGAGGUAGAUACAUUACAGACUUCUAAGAGACAUUUUGACAAGCACAUGAAUGUGAGAGAAAUGGGAGGAUACAGACAUUGUGUGAGCAGAAGGGAUUAGUUUUGUUGGCCAUUAGAUUACUAAUUUUAUUGGUUCCACACAACAUUGUGGCCCGAAGUGUCUGUUCCUGUGCUGUGCUUUUCAAUGUUGUAUUUUCUGAGUUCUAACUGCAACCCUAUCAAUGCUUUAUAAACCCUCAACAUUACAUCCUUGCUCAUAUAUUCUAGAUCCCUCAAAACAAAUGCUAACAUUGAAAAACACAUUCAAUCUUCCAGUUAACCUUUAGGAAACCCUGCAUGAGGACUUCCAAGACCCUUUGCACCUAACCCUAACCCUCCAGAUCCAAACAUGGUGCCCAACCACUGGAGAACUGCAAAUGUCACACUUCUCUUGAGGAAAAAAGGUUUAGAGAUAAAGCUAGUAAAUAGAAAAUAGUCCAUGCCUUUAUUUCUCCAUUUAACCAUACACUUCCCUAUACAAUAUUCUAUCUGACACUUCUUUACCCAUUCUCCUAAUCUGUCAAAUUCCUUCUGCAGCAUCCUCACUUCCUCAACAUUAUCUUUCCCUCCACCUAUCUUUGUAUCACCUGCAAACUUGACUACAUACCAUUGACACAUAACAUGAAAAGAAACAAUCAGCUCUGACCCCUGCGGAACACCACAUGUCACUGGCAGCCAACCAGGAAAGUCCCCACUUCUUCUGGCACUGGUUACAGUCUGUCAUUGGCUCAGUUCAGCAGCAGACAGCAACCAAUAAGGCAGCCCGUACACCCGUUGGAUGUCUACUGUAGGAUGCUACUGGAAUGACACGAUCGCAAAUCACUUUUGCAGGAAACACUUCGGCAACUUCCACCCUGAUUCUGAUGUUCAGAUGUGCCUAAUUACAACGGUGCUCAGCUGUAGUGGUGAGACUUUCAGGGAAGCAGAGAGUAGUGUUUUCCUGUCAGUGUCCAGUCCUUUGGGUAAUGUUUGCUUUGGAAAUUGUCUGGCAGUUGGAUCUCCAUGAGAUGAAGUCAUCAUUCUUCCUAGAAAUGUGGCAUUGACCAUCAAGAAAUUUUAAUGGCGAUGCACAGCCGUCUGAUCGUUCAGCAAGUGUAAACCUUUCCUGUUAUUGAAAAGACACAGGUAAUUAAAGUGAGCACCUGUUGGCCCAUAUAUGCAGUUACUGCUGCCUUCACUUGUGGAAAAACCCAAUUGUCAGUGUCGCCACCUGCUAUCAAGAUAAAUGAAACAAUCCUUCCACAUCUGUGUGACGCCUCUGGUGGAAACAAAUUGGAUGACGUGGCAGACGAUGCAGCCCUACAGGAAGAUCUGGUGAAAAGAAGAGAUGCAGCUCAGUUGCCAGCAGCACGCAGUCUAUUGGAGGAACUCAACAGGUCGAGAAGCAUCUGUGCAGGGGAAGGAUUGUCAACAUUUCGGGUUGAAACCCUGUAUCAGGAUUCUAAGCUGCUAGAUUUACUUGAUGCUGACUUCCAUGCAAUUCAGGCUUAACCACAUAAGGAGAUAAUUUGAACUGCAGGGCAUGGCCGCCGGACCCUGAGUAAACUUCACCUCACAGUGGAGUGAGGAGUCAGGUCAUACUAUUGCAAGGAUAGCGCCUCGUAUGGAAACACACAGGAGCUAACAGUGUCCACGCACACAGCGGAUGUCAGAGCGUUCAAACGCAGGGGAGAUCAGCGUUCCAGACACAGUGGACAUCACCGUAUCGUCACACACGCGGGAAAUUUGUUGUGUCUACACAAUUUGGGAGAGCGCCAUGUCUACAAGAAUGAGAAAUCUGCACGUCAACAGACAGUGGAAUCCACACCGACGCAGAAGAUUGCCGUGUGCAAAGCAGAGCGACGUGUCCACAUGCACAGACACAGGAGGUCGCAUGGCCGCACACGCAAGAGAUCACCGAAUCUGCACACACAGGGGAAAUCACCAUAUCCCCAGACACAAAGGAAAUUGCCAUGUUCAUAUAUGCAUAAAAGAUCACCGCAUCCGCACACUCUCACAAGAUCGAUGCGACCGCACAAACAGACCAUCGCUGCAUCCACACGCAUACAGGUGUCGCUGUGUCCGUGCACCUCUAAGUGAUUUGCCACAUUGGUAGACACACACUAGUGCUCGCUGAGUCCGCACAGUCACAUGCGAUCGCUAUGUCUGCACAAACAGGAGAUUGCUACGCCGCACGCACAGGUGAUCACCAAGACUGUAUACACAUACACACACACGACAGUGGCGUGCGAGGAAACACAGAUGAGUCCGGCACAUCCAGACGCUGAUAAGAUAAGCAUAUCCUCACACAUAGGAGAUUUCUGUGUCUACAGUCACGAGAGAGCACCGUUUCCACGCUCAAGGAGAUCGCCAGGCCCACGUACAUACAGGAGGUCAUAGUAUCCACACACACACACGCAGGAGACUACGAAGUCACUGCUCCCCACACAUACAACGGAGAACGGCACGUCGGCACACGCACACAGACAGAAUAUCGCUCUUUCUGCAUACACAGAAGAGAUUAUCACGUCCUCACGCACUGUUGCUCGCCGAGUCUGCACACACACAGGAGAGCGCCGGGAGUGCAAACACGCAAGAGAUCACUCCAUCCAGACGCACUGAAGAGGUCACCCGGUCAACACACACACAUACAUACACACACACACAGAAGGUCGCUGUAUUCAUACACACACAUAACGGACCGUCGCCUCCAGGGCACACACGGGAGAUCGUCGUGUCCACAAACACAAGAGGAUCACUGCGUCUUCACACACACAGGAUAUUGCCGUGUCCAAACGCAAACACAUACAGGUGACAGCCGCGUCAGCGCUCACAGGUCAUCACUGCUCUCCACAUAUGCAACGGAGAUUGCCACAUUGGCACACACACACAAUAUCACCCUGUACGGACGGACACAGGAGAUCGUUACAUCGCACACAUAGGUGUCGUUACAUCGCACACAUAGGUGAUGACCAAGACUACACACACGCAUAUGCCAGCAGCGCGUGAGGAAACACGGAGUUCGCACGUCCAAAUACAGAAGAAAUCAGCGUGUCCACAUACAGUUGAUCACCGAGUCUGCACACAGGUGAGUGCUGGGAGCGCAAACACACAUGAAAUCCCUCCGUCUAGAUCACCGUGUCUACACACACAGGAGAACACCGUGUCCACACAAACAGCAGAUCGAGUGCUGCAUCUGCACAUGCACAGAGGAUCGGUAAGUCGGCACACCAACGUACAAAAUUGACACGACUGCAUACACAAACACAUGACUGCAUACGCACAUAUAUUACCAUGUCCAGACACAGGAGCUCAAGAUAUUCACACUCAGUGGAGAUUAUUGUUUCUUCACACACACACACAGGAGAGCGCCUCUUGCGGAAACACACAGGAGGUGACAGUGUCCAUGCACACACACACAGGUGAUCAGUGCGUUCAAAAGCAGGGGAGGUCAGUGUGCCCAACACAGUCGACAUCACCGUGUCGUCACAUACGGAUCGCCGUGUCCACACGAAUGAGAAAUCACGUCGACACACAGUGGAAUCCACGCAGACGCAGGAGAUUAUCGUGUACACAGGUACAUAGUAGAGCGACGUGUCGAGAUACCCAGAUCACUGCCUGCAGAGACACAGGAGGUCGCAUGGCCGCACACGCAAGAGAUCCCCAAGUUUGUACACACAGAGGAAAUCACCAUAUCCCCAGACACAAAGGAAAUCGCGGUGUCCACACAUGCGCAAAAGAUAACCGUAUCCAUACUGCCACACGUCUAUGAGUCCGCACACACACGCACAGGAUCGCUGCGUCCACACACAUACAGGUGUCGCUGUGUCCGCGCAUCUAUAAGACCACCACAUCCGCAUACACACACUAGUGAUCGCCGAAGCUGCAUAGUCACACAAGAUCAUCAUGUCUAUACAACAGGAGAUUGCUACGUCGCAUGCACAGGCGAUCACCAAGACUGCAUACAUAUACACACACGACAGCAGCGCACGAGGAAACAGAAGAGUUCGGCACGUCCACACAGUGGAGAUCUCCACGUCUACACUCACGGGAGAACAAGUGCACAGGAAAUCACUGCAUCCACACACACACACAAAGAAUAUCACCUUGUGCGCACCGAUUACCACGUCUGCAUGCACAGUUGAUCUCCGAGUUUGCACACACGCCAGAGAGCGCCGGGAAUGCAAACACACAGGAGAUCCCACCCCCCCCACCCGCCGUCUAGUUGCAGUGAGGGGGUCAUCCGGUCCACACACACACACAACGGACCGUCGCCUCCAAGGCACGAACAGGAGAUCGCCGUGUCCAGGAACGCACAGGGGAUCGCUGCGUCUUCACACACACAGGUGACAGCCACGCCAACGCUCACAGGACAUCAUCGUUCUCCACACAUGCAGCGGAGAUCGCUAUGUCGGCACAUACACACAGAAUGUCGCCCUAUCCGGAUGGACACAGGAGAUUGCUACGUCCGCACGCAGAGUUGAUCACCGAGUCUGAACACACAGGAGAUCUCCGUGUCUACACCAUGGGAGAGCGCCGUGUCCACACGAAUGAGAAAUUUCAACGUCGACACACAGUGGAAUCGACACAGACGCAGGAAGUUGCCGUGUACACAGGUACAAAGCAGAGCAACGUGUCCGCAUACACAGAUCACCGCCUGCACACACACGGGAGAUCACCAAGUGGGAGUGGGAGCAUUAGUGGUAGAGAUGAUCGGGGCAGCGGGAAAGGAGCGCCUGCGAGAUACUGGGGGAAAGACUGACACGGGUAGCGGUUGCUGCAUUGCGAUGGCGACAAGGUUAAUGGCUGUCAGCUGACGCUGGCUAUCCACGGUGAGUUUAUGGACGGCAGCCGCGAGAGCGAAAAUCGCGGACACCUGACUUCGAUUUUCUAGGGUAAGCUGUUGAGCAGUUGUGGCAAGGAUGAUACCUGUUCCUCCAGAUGAGCAUGGGCUUGUCGGCACGAGAUUACCUGCUUCAUUGCUUCAGUAACUUCACCCAGAGCAGAUUCAAUUGCCUGUAGCUUGUCCCCUACCUGACCAAUGAGCCUAUUCACGAGUGCAAUAGCCGAAUCUGCUGCGUUGCAGAGUCCGUGGCUGUGACUGAAGGAAAUCGCUGUAUUCACAUACACAGGAGAGACCGUGCCCACACACACGCAUGAAAUCGCCAUAUCCACACCCAAGGAAAUUCGCACGUCCACAAAUGCAAAGGUAGGUGGUCAAUGUGUCCAUGCGCACACAAGCGAUUACCAUGUUCAUGCACUCAUGCAGGAGGUCGCCGUGUCCACACACACAUUAGGUCACUAUGCAGACACAUACAGGAAAUCACGGUGUACACACACACGUCGGCGAUCUCCAAUUUUUGCUUCCUUAAUUGUGCAUGAUAUCACACACACAGAAGAUUGUCACGUUGGCACGCACAGAAGAUCGCGGAUUCCCCGCACACAGUAGAUCGCUGUGUCCACACACACAGCACAUCACUGCGUCCACACACGCAUAUGAGAUCGCCUUGUCCACACACAAGGAGAUCCGCACGUCCACAAAUGCGCAGGUGAUCACCGUGUCCACACACAGAAAUCGUCACGUCCCCACGCACAGCAGAUCCGCGAAUCCACACAGCAACCUUCUGUGUGUGUGUGUGUGUGUGGACAUGGCGAAACCACUUUGAAGAGAGCUAUCCUUUCAAUCAGGUCCGCACUCAAGUUUAAAAAAGAGAGAACUUAAAGUCAGUUUUUCGGAAUUGGACUUCAGCCAGUCAUUGAGCAGGGUUCAUUAGAAAGGGCAAGUAAAAUAACACAAGUUCGAGAGGAACGGCCAUUGUAAGUGGGUCACUGUUUGGAGUGGCUUUGGCUAGAUUAGGGUUGGGCGAGGUAAAGUAUCUGGCAAGUUUCGCUCUUUGUUCUUAAUUCUUCAUUUCUCGUUUGUUAGGGCAGAAUAGUGCAGUGAGAAUGGCUCCAGGGGUGGUGUUUUGUACUCUGUAUGAAAUGUGGGAAUUCUGGGAGACCUCCAUUCCACCGGUUAAACACAUCUGCACUGGGUGCACCGAGCUGCAGCUCGAUGACCUUCGGGUCAUACGAAGGAGCGGACAGUAGGAGCUACAGGGAGGUAGUCACCCCUAGACUGCAGGAGACCGGUAACUGGGUGACUGUCAGGAAGAGGAAGGGAAAUGAACAGCCAGUGCAGAGUACCCCUGUGGCCGUUUCCAAAGGUAUAUACUUACAAACAGGUAUAUAGGUAUAUCAGUUUAGAUACUGUUGAGGGGGACGACCUACCAGGGGACAGCCGCGGUGACCGGGUCUCCGGCACUUAGUCUGGUGCUGUUGCUCAGAAGAGAAGAGAGGUGAAAAGGACUGUAGUGGUGAUAAGCGAUUCCACAGUCAGAGGAACAGAGACGCGAUUCUGUGGGCUUGAUAGACACCUCGAUGGUAGGUUGUCUCCCAGAUGACAGCAUCAGGUAUGUGUCGGAUCGGGUCCAUGGGAUUCUAAAGGGGAGAGUGAGCAGCCAGAAGUCUUGGUACACACCAGUGACAGAGGUAGAAAAGGUGAGGACAUCCUGAAGGGGGAUUUUAAGGAGUUAGGUAGAAAGUUCAAAUACAGAACCUCCAGAGAACAGAUCUUUGGAUUGCUGCCUGUGCCACGCGGCAUUGAGGGUAAGAAUAGGAUGGUUUGGCAAAUGAAUGCAUGGUUGAGGAACUGGGGAAGGGAGCAGGGUUCAGAUUUAUGGAUCAUUUGGACCCCUUCUGCGGAAGGUCCAACCUAUACAAAAGGGACACGUUACACCUGAACCCGAGGGGGACCAAUAUCAUUGUGGGCAAGUCUGCUACAGUUAUUCAGGAGGAUUUAAACUGAUUUGGCAGGGGCAUGGGAACCGGAGUGAUAGUUGUGAGGAUGAGGUAGUUGGCUUACAAACAGGGGCAGUGUGCAGUGAGACUCCGAGCAAGGAGAGGCUGAUGAUAGGGCAAAAUUGCAGUCAACAGGAUGAGUUGCAAUGUAAAAGGUGGACAAAAUUGAAAAGGGAGAAUGCAGGACUGAAAGUGUUAUAUCUGAAUGUGCACAGUAUACGGAAUAAGGUAGAUGAUCUUGUAGCGCAGAUACAGGUUGGUAUGUAUGAUAUUGUGUACAUCACUGAAUCAUGGCUGAAAGAAGAUUAUGGCUGGGAGCUUAACGUCCAAGUAUACACAUUGUGUCGAAAGGACAUGCCGGGGGCGGGGGUGGCUCUGUUGAUAAAAUAUGAAAUUCAGUCAUUGGAAAGAGGUGACCUAGGGUCAGAAGGAGUUGAAUUGUCGUGAGUAUGUGUGUAAAGCUAAGGAACUGCAAGGGUAAAAAGACCUUGAUGUUGUAUACAGAUCCCAAACAUUUGCAACAAUGUGCUCUACAAAUUACAACGGGAGAUAGAAAAUGCAUGCCAAAAGGGCAAUGUUACAACAGUCAUAGUUGAUUUCAAUAUGCAGGUGGAUCGGGAAAAUCAGGUUGGUGCUGGAUCCCAAGAGGGGGAAUCUGUAGCAUGCCUAUGAGAUAGCUUUUAGGAGCAGCUCAUAGUUGAGCCCACUAGUGGAUCAGCUAUUCUGGAUUGGCUGUUGUGCAAUGAACUGGAAUUGAUGAGAGAGCUUAAGGUAAAGGACCCUUUGGGGAAAAGUGAUCAUGAUACAAUUCAUCCUGUGAUUUGAGAAAGGAAGCUAAUCUCAGAUAUUUCAGUAUUACAGUGGAGUAAAGGGAAUAACAGAGGCAUGAGAGCAGAGCUGGUCAAAAUUGAUUGGAAAAGAACACCGGCAGGGAUGAUGGCAGAGUAGUAAAGUCUGGAAUUUCAGGAAGCAAUUUGGAAGGAGCAGGAUAUAUAUAUCCCAAAGAUGAAGAAAUAUUCUAAAGACAGCAUGACACAACUGUGGCUGACAAGAGAAGUCAACCCGAACAUAAAAGCCUAAGAAAGGGCAUAUAAUAUAGUAAACAUUAGUGGGAAUUUAGAAAUCAAUAGAAGGCAGCUGACAAAGUCACUAAAAAGAAAAAGAUGGAGUACCAAGGUUGGCUAACCAGUAGUAUUAAAGAAGACACCAAACAUUUCUUCAGAUGCAUAAUGUGUAAAAGAGAGGAGAGAGUGGAUAUCGGACCGCUGGAAAACAAUGUUGGAGAGAGAGUAAUGGAGUGCAAGGGAAUGUCGGAUGAACUGAAUAAGUAUGUUGCAUCAGUCCUCACUCUGGAAGACACUAAUAGUAUGCCGAAAGUGCGAGAGUAUUGGGGGCUGAAGUAUAUGAAGGUGCCAUACUAGGGAGAAGAUUCUUGGGAAACUGAAAGGUCUAUAGAUAGGUACGUCACCUGGACCAGAUGGUAUGCACCCCAGGGUUCUGAAAGAGGAGGCUGAAGAGAUUGUGGAAGGAUUAGAAAUGAUCUUUCAAGGAUCAAUUGAUUUUUGGCAUGGUUCUGGGGGAAUACAAAAUUGCAAAUGCCGCUCCAGUGUUCCAGAAGGGAGAGAGGCAGGAGAAAGUACAUUAUAGGUCAGUUAGUCUGACCUCAGUGGUUGUGAAGAUGUUGGCAUUGAUUGGUAAGGAUGUGGUUUCGGGGUACUUGGAGGAACAUGAUAAAAUGUUCCACUCAAGAGAAAAUCUUGCCUAACAAACUUGUUGGAUUUCUUUGCAGAAAUAAUAAGCAGGAUAUAAAAAUGGGAAUUGGUUGAUGUUGUGUGCUUGGAUUUUCAAACGCCACACAAGAGUCUGCAAAACAAGUUAAGAGCUCAUGGUAUUACGAAAGAUGCCAGCAUGGGUAAAGCAGUAGCUGAUUUAGGCAAAGAGUUGGAAUAAAGGGAGCCUUCUAUGAUUGGCUGCUGUGGACGAGUCAUGUUUAACACGGUUCUCUGUUGGGACCGAUUCAUUUUACGUUACAUGUCAAUUAUUUGGAUGACCGAAUUGGUAGAUUUGUGGUCACAUUUGCUGAUGACGUGAAGAUAGGUGAAGGGGCGUGUAUUUGUUGGGAAGUAGAGAAGCUACAAAAGGAUUUAGACAGAUUAGGAGAAUGGUCAAAGAAGUGGCAGAUGGAAUACAGUGUCGGGAAGUGUAUAGUCAUGCACUUUAUAGUCAGAAAAAUAACAUGGUAGAGUACUUAUGUAAAUAGAGAGAAAAUUCAAAAAUCUGAGGUACAAAGGCACGUGGGCGUCCUUGUGCAGAAUUCCAUAAAGGUUAAUUUUCAGGUUGAAUUGAUGGUGAGGAAGGCAAAUGAGAUGUUAGCAUUCAUUUCAAGAGGACUUGAAUAUAAAAUCAAUGAUGUAAUGUUCAGAUCUUAUAAAACACUGGUGAAUCCUCUCUUGUAGUAUUGUGAGCAGUGUUGAGCCGCUUAUCUGGGAAAGGGUGUGCUGACUUUGGAGAGGGUUCAAAGGAGGUUCACCAAAAUGAUUCCAAGAUUGAACAGCUUGUCAUAUGAAGAGUGUUUCAUGGCUCUGGUCCUAUAUUCUUUGGUAUUCAAAACAAUGAUGGGUAACCUCAUUGAAAACCACUGAAUGGUGAAAGGCCUCGAUAGAUUGGAUGUGGAGAGGAUACUUCCUGUGGUAGGAGAGUCUAAGGCCAAAGGACACAGACUCAGAAUGGAGGGGCGUCCUUUUAGAAUGGAGAUCUAAAGUUGUGAAUCUGAGGAAUUCCUUGCAACAGGCGGCUGUGGAGGCGAAGUAAUAAGGCAUAUUGAAGACAGAAUUUGGUAGAUUUUUGAUUAGUCAGGGCAUGAAGCAAUACGGCAGGGGGUGGGGGGGGGGAGGCAGGAGAUUGGGGCUGAGAGGGAAAAUGGAUCAGCCAUGAUGAAAUGGCGGAGCACCUCGAUGGGCCAAAUGGCCUAAAUCUGCUCCGAUAUCUUAUGGUCUCGUCUGCCGCGCCUGCGCACACACAGUGAGAGGCGGCGUCUGCGUACACACAUAGGAGAUUACUGGGUCGGUAUACACACAGCAGAUUACCGUAUUUACAAACACACAGGAGAUCCACGUGGACAAACCAACACACAAACACACACACACAGAAGAUCGCCUUCUCCACACACAGAUCGCCUGUCCAUGCGCAAUGAGAUUGUGGCGCCCACAAACGCACAGGUGGUCACCGUGUCAACACACAGCAGAUCAUUGCUUCCACACGGACAUACCUCCUUGUCUGCCACGCCCAUGCAUAUACAUUAGAUAACCACUUCUGUGCAUCCGCACAAAAAGAGGAGAUCCCCUUGUCCACACUCACAGAGGAGAUCGUCGCGUCCAAACACACAGUACAUCUCUAUGCCCACACACACACACACAAGAUCGUCGUGUCCAUACUCAAAGAGAUUUGCUGCGUCCACAAGUGCACAAGAGAUCACUGUGUCCACACACACAGAAGAUUGCUAUGUCCAUGCACACAGGAGGUCACCGUGUCCACACGCACACUCAAGAAAUUGCAGUGCCCCCCCCCCCACACACACGCUGGAGAUCACCAUGUCCACAGCACACAGGAGAUCGCCGUGUCCACACUCAAGGAGAAUGCUGCGUCCACAGAGGCACAUUAUAUAGCUGUGUCCAGACACACAGAACAGGUGAUCGCCGAGUCCAUGGGCAUAUAGGACUUUGCCACGUUUGCACGUGCAAAAGAUCGCCCAUUCUGAAAAGAUCGUCACAUCUGCUUGCAUGCGCACGCACACACGUCAUUUCAUUGAUCGUCAAGUCUGCACACACACAGCAGAGCGCCGCUUGCGCAAACACGGAGGCUAUCGCCCCGUCCACAUACACACAGGAGAUCGGCGUGUCCAUAUACACACAGGGGAUUACCGUGGCAACACUGACAGCAGGUCUCUGCGUCCACAUACACACAGGAGAUCGUCGUGUCCACGCACACAGGACAUUGCCGUAUACACCCGUACAAGGGAGAACGACGUGUCCACACUCACAGUGCACCGAGUCCACACACAAAGAGAUCGAAGAGUACGCACGCACGAAAUCGCCGCGUGUGCAGACACACAGGAUCACGCCCCAUCCAUGUACACAGAAGAUCACCAUGUCAACUGACACACAGAUCGCCGUGUUCCCCCCCCCCCACACACAGAUCAAUAAUUCCAUAUACAAACAGAAGAUUACCCUACCAACACCCACAGGGGGUUCGCCGUGUCUGCGUACACAGGAGAUCGCCGUGUUCCCACACACAUAUGAGACCACUGUGUCCACGCACAAUGAGACUGCGCAUCCACAGAUGCACAAGAAGUUAUCAUGUCCAAUCACACAGGAGAUCGUUGCGUCAACAAAUAUACAGGAGAUUUGUGGCCACACAAACACGGGAGAUUCCCAGGUCCGAAUGCACAGGAGAUCACUGUGCCCAUGCACACAGAAGUUCGCUCUAUCUCCACAUACGUGGGAGGUCGUCAUGCCCACGCUCACACGCAUACAGUAGGUUACCAUGUCCACACGCACACACACAUACUGUUCACGUGUACAGGAGAUCGCUGUGUCCACUCUCACAGGAGAUAAACCGCGUUCAGAUAUACAGGAGAGAGCUGUGAUCAUAUACACACACAGGAGGUCAUGCAAUCUAUGCACACAGAAGAGGUGGCCGUAUCCACACAAAGUCGUCGUGUCCACACACAUAUGCACACAUGAAAAAUAGGCGUGUCCACGGACAUACAAGAGAUCGCCAUCUCCACACUCAAGUAGAUCACCGCAUCCAGCAAUGCACAGGAGAUCGCUGCAUCCGCACACACAUAGAUACAUAGGAAAACGGCGUGUGCGCACAUGUAGGAGAUUGCUGUGGUCACACACACACAAUAUCGUCGUGUCCACACUCCAGGAGAUAGCGGAAUCCAUACUCACAGUAGAUCACCAUCUCCGCAUACACAGAGGGGAUUUGUGUUCACAGAAACACAGAAGAUCGCUAAGUCCAUACCCACACAUACAGAAGGUUACCGUGUCCCCACACACACACGGAAGAUUAGGGCAUGUUCACACUCAAGGAAAUCGCGGCGUCCACACACACAGUAGAUCACCAUGUUCACAUACUUAGAGGAGAUUGAAAUGUCCACACACAGAUCACCGUGUCUACACACACAUGCAUACAGAAGGCUGCCGCGACCACACACACGCACGCAGGAGAUAGUUGUGUCCACAAUAAAGAAGACCGUUGCGUCCACAAACGAACGAGACCGCUGUGUCCACAGUCACACAAGAUAUCACCAUGUCCACAGAAACACAGGAGAUCACCAUGUCCACAGAAACACAGGAGAUCACCAUGUCCACAGGAACACUGGAGAUCUUGGAGUCCACGCACACACACAAAAGAUCGCCGUGGGCACAGUCAAGGAGAGCGUGGCGCCCACACACACACACACACACAGUAGAUCACCAUGUUCACAUGCACAGCACAGAUCUACGUGUCCACACACGCACAGGAGAUCAACGGGUCCGUACACAGACAACAGAACAGCGUAUUCUACAGACACUGUUGGUCUCCUGGUCCACACACAGAGGAGUUCACGAUCUCCAGGUCGCAUACACACAGGAUAUCGCUGCGUCCGCAGAGAUAGAGCACGGGAGCUUGCCCUAUCCACACGCACACAGGGACGCGCCCUGUCCACACACACACACACACACAGCAGAUCAUAAAGUUCACACGCAGAUGUCUGUCAUAAACAGGAUCCCCUUGUCCACAAACACAGAGGAAAUUGCCACAUUCAAGGAGAUCGCUGCGUCACAAGCGCACGGGGGAUCUCUAUGUCCGCAAACACAGAGACAUGGGAGACGGUCCUCUCUACGUGCCCACAAGUGGAUGCCACGUUCGCGCACGCACAUGAGAUCUUUGCGUCUGCCUACACAGAGGAGAACAUCGCAUGCGCAUUCACACGGGAGUUCGCUCCGUCCGGACACACAGCCGAUUGCCCCGACCACACACCCAGAGGAGGUCAUCCUCUCGACACACAGACAUACAGUAGGCUGCCCUGUCCUCAUAUGCACACACGCACAAACACUGGAGAUCACCACCUGCACAUACACAGGGAUCACGACAUGCACACGCUCACAGGAGAUUGCGGCAAACCACACAUAUAGCUCAACCUGUUCACAUACAGAGAACAGAUGGACAUCUCCAUACACAGGGGAUCGCCGUGUCCACGCACAGACAAAUAGAAAGUUGCCUUGGAUAGCCCGGACACACACACACGCGGAGGAGAUAGUCGUGUCCAAACGCAAGGAGAUCGCCGUGUUCCCACACAUGUACAUGCCCAGAAUAGAUCGACGUAUCAGCACACAAACUGCAGAUCGCCAUCUCCACACUCAUGGAGAUGCUGUGUCACAAACGCACGGGAGAUCGCUUUGUCCGAACAUGCAGAGACACAUGAGAUUCUCUUAUCCGCAUACAUACAGGAGAACUCCCAAACGAAACGCGCACAGAUCUUACUAUCGGCACGCACAAAGGAGAUCCUCGUAUCCGCACGGGCACAGGAGAUCCUCCUUUCCAUAAACACACAGGAGAUCCUCCUAUCGGCACGGACACAGAAGAUUUUCAAAUCCGUAAGCUCACAGGAGAUCCCCCUAUCAGCACGCACACCGGAGAUAAUCCUAUCGACACGAACACCGGAGAUCCUCCUAUUGGUACGCACACAGGAGAUACUGCUAUCCGCACACGCACAGGAGAUCCUCCUAUCUGUAAGCACACAGGACAUCAUCCUAUCGGCACGCACAAAAGAGAUCCUCCUAUCUGCACACACAAAGGUAAUCAUCCCAUUCUAAAGUGCAUAGCAGAUCUUCCCAUCCGUACACACACAGGAGGUCCUCCUUUCCGCACACAUACUGGAGAUAAUCCCUUCCACACGCACACAGGAGAUCCUCCUAUCGGCAAACACUCAGGAGAUCCUCCCGUAGGUAAGCACACAGAAGUUCCUCCCAUCAGCUCACACACAGGAGAUCCUCCUAUCGGCACGAACACAGGGGAUCCUCUCAUCCUAAAGCACAGAGGAGAUCCUGCUACCCACACGCACACAGGAAAUCCUCCUAUCCGCACACACACAGAAGAUCCUCCUAUCGGAAAGCACACAGGAGAUCCUCCUAUCCGCCCACACGCAGGACAUCCCCCUACCCGCAGGACAUCCCCCUACCCGCACGCACACUGGAGAACCUUCCAUCGGCAAGCAUACAUGGGAUCCCCCUAUCGGUACGCACACAGGAGAUCCUCCUAUCAACACACACACAGGAAAUCUCCUAUCAGCACACUCACAUGAGAUCCUCCCAGACGUAAGCACACAGGAGAUCCUCCUAUCCGAAAGCAGACAGGAUAUCCUCCUAUUCACACGCACACAAGGAGAUUCUCCAAGACACACAGGCACUGGAUAUCCUCCCAUUCUAAAGCACACAGAAGUUCCUCCCAUCAGCUCACACACAGGAGAUCCUCCGAUCCACACGAACACAGGAGAUCCCCCUAUCCACACAGAGAGGAGAUCCUCCUAUCCAAACACACACUGGAGAUCCCCCGUCCACACAUACAGGAGAUCCCCCUAUCCAUACACACAGGAAGGGACCCCUAUCCAAACAGACAGUAGAUCCUCAUACCCACACGAACGCAGGAGAUCCUCCAAUUGACACGAAACAGAAGAUCAUCCAAUCCACACGCAGACAGAAGAUCCUCCUAUUCCUACGCACAGGAGAUUCUCCUAUCCACACACACAGGAGAUCUUCCUAUCCUUACACACAGAAGAGAUCCUUCUGUCCGCACACACACACAGAAGAUCCUCCUAUCCACAACCCCACAGGAGAUCGUCCUAUCAAUAAGCACACAGGAGAUUCUCCUAUCCGUACGCAGACAGGAGAUCUUCAUUCCUAAAGCACACAGGGGAUUUACCUAUCCACAUGCACACAGGCAAUCCUCCUAUCCAUAAGCAAAUAGGAGAUUGUCCUAACCAUACGCUAACAGGAAAUCCUUCCAUCCUAUCAGCACGCACACUGGAUAUCUUCCUAUCAACACACGGACAGGAGAUCCUCCCAUCCUAAAGCAAAAGGGAGAUCCCCCUAUCCGCAAACACACAGGAGAACCUCCACUAGCACAGGCAGAUCCUCCUAUCCACAUGAACACAGGAGAUCCUCAUAUCCGCACGCACAGAGGAGAUCCUCCUAUCCGCAUGCAUACAGGAGAUCCUCCCAUCCUAAUGCACACAGACGAUUCUCCUAUACAUAAGCAAAUAGGAGAUCGCCCUAACCACACGCAAACAGGAAAUCCUUCCAUCCUUAUGCACAGCAGAUCCUCCUAUCGGAAUGCACACAGGACUUUCCUCCCAUCCACCCACAGACGAUACUCCUAUCCACACGCACUGAGGAUAUCCUCCCAUCCGCACACAGGAGAUCCCCCUAUCCACACAGACAGGAGAUCCCCCUAACCACACAGACCGGAGAUCCCCCUAUCCACACGAACUCAGGAGAUCCCCCUAUCCACACAGACAGCAGAUCCCCCUAUCCAUACAAACACAGUAGAUCCUGCUAUCAGCACACACAGGAGAUCCUCCUAUCCGAAAGCACACAGGAGAUCCCCCUAUCCACACAGACAGGAGAUCCCCCUAUCCACAUGAAUACAGGAUAUCCCCCUAUCCACACAGACAGGAGAUCCCCCUAUCCACACGAACUCAGGAGAUCCUCCAAUCCACACGAGCGCAGGAGAUCAUCCUAUCCACACGUAGACAGGAGAUCCUCCUAUCCAGAAGCACAGAAUAUAUCCCCCAAAUAGCACGCACACAGUAGAUACGCCUAUCCUAAAGCACCCAGGAGAUCCUCCUAUCCGCACGCACACAGGAGAUCCUCCCAUCCUGAAGCACACACGGGAUUUUCCUAUCCGCAUGCACACAGGUGAUCCUCCUAUCUAUAAGCAAAUAGGAGAUCGCCCUAACCACAUGCAAACAGGAAAUCCUUCCAUCCUUAUGAACAGGAGAUCCUCCUAUCGGAAUGCACAGAGGACUUUCAUCCCAUCCACACACAGACGAUACUCCUAUCCACACGCACUGAAGAUAUCCUCCCAUCUGCACACAGGAGAUCCCUCUACCACACAGACAGGAGAUCACCCUAUCCACACGAACACAGGAGAUCACCCUAUCCACACAGACAGGAGAUCCCCCUAUCCACACAGACAGGAGAUCCCCCUAUCCACACACACAGGAGAUCCACCAUACACACAGAGAGGAGAUCCUCCUAACCACACACACUGGAGAUCCCUCAUGCACACAUACAGGAGAUCCCCCUAUCCACGCAGACAGCAGAUCCCCCUAUCCACAUGAACACAGGAGAUCUUCCUAUCCUUACACACGGAGGAGAUCCUUCUGUCCGCACACACACAGAAGAUCCUCCUAUCCACAACCCCACAGGAGAUCCUCCUAUCAAUAAGCACACAGGAGAUUCUCCUAUCCGCACGCAGACAGAAGAUCCUCAUUCCUAAAGCACACAGGGGAUUUACCUAUCCACAUGCACACAGGCGAUCCUCCUAUCCAUAAGCAAAUAGGAGAUCGUCCUAACCAUACGCUAACAGGAAAUCCUUCCAUCCUAUCAGCACGCACACUGGAUAUCUUCCUAUCCACACACGGACAGGAGAUCCUCCCAUCCUAAAGCAAAAGGGAGAUCCCCCUAUCUGCAAACACACAGGAGAACCUCCACUAGUACAGGCAGAUCCUCCUAUCCGCAUGCAUACAGGAGAUCCUCCCAUCCUAAUGCACACAGACGAUUCUCCUAUACAUAAGCAAAUAGGAGAUCGUCCUAACCACACGCAAACAGAAAAUCCUUCCAUCCUUAUGCACAGGAGAACCUCCUAUCAGAAUGCACACAGGACUUUCCUCCCAUCCACACACAGACGAUACUCCUAUCCACACGCACUGAGGAGAACCUCCCAUCCGCACACAGGAGAUCCCUCUAUCCACACAGACAGGAGAUCCCCCUAUCCACACAGACAGGAGAUUACCCUAUCCACACACACAGGAGAUCCUCCUAUCCACACACACAGGAGAUCCCCCAAUCCACACAGACAGGAGAUCCCCCUAUCCUUACACACAGAGAAGAUCCUUCUGUCCGCACACACACAGAAGCUCCUCCUAUCCACAACCCCACAGGAAAUCCUCCUAUCAAUAAUCACACAGGAGAUCCUCCUAUCCACACACAGACAGGAGAUCCUCCCAUCCUAAAGCAAAAGGGAGAUCCUCCUAUCCGCAAGCACACAGGAGAUCCUCCACUGGCACAGAGCAGAUCCUCCUAUCCACACGAACACAGGAGAUCCUCAUAUCCGCACGCACACAAGAGGUCCUCCUAUCCGCAUGCAUACAGGAGAUCCUCCCAACCGUAAGCACACAGGAGAUCCUCCCAUCCUAAAGCACACAGGGGAUUUUCCUAUCCCCAUGCACACAGGCGAUACUCCAAUCCAAAAGCAAAUAGGAGAUCCUCCGAUCCAUGCGCAUACAGGAGAUCCCCUUAUCCGCACGCACACGAGAUCCUCCUAUCCGCAUGCAUACAGGAGAUCCUCCUACCCACAGGCACACAGGAGAUCAUCCCAUUCUAAAGCACACAGGAGAUUUUCCUAUCCACAUGCACACAGGCGAUCCUCCUAUCUAUAAGCAAAUAGGAGAUCAUCCUAACCACACGCAAACAGGAAAUCCUUCCAUCCUUAUGCACCUUAGAUCCUCCUAUUGGAAUACACACAGGAUCUUCCUCCCAUCCCCAUACAGACGAUACUCCUAUCGACACACACUGAGGAUAUCCUCCCAUCCGCACUCAGGAGAUCCCCCUAUCCACACAGAGAGGAGAUCCCCCUAUCGACACAGACAGGAGAUCCCCCUAUCCUCACAGACAGUAGCUCUCCUAUCCACACAAACUCAGGAGAUCCUCCAAUCCAGACGAACUCAGGAGAUCAUCCUAUCCACACGCAGACAGGAGAUCCUCCUAUCCGUAUGCACACAAUAUAUCCCCCAAAUAGCACGCACACAGUAGAUACGCCUAUCCUAAAGCACACAGGAGAUCCUCCUAUCCGCACGCACAGGAGGUCCUCCUAUCCACACACACACAGGAGAUCCUUCUGUCCACACACACACAGAAGAUCCUCCUAUCCACAACUCCACAGGAGAUCCUCCUAUUAAUAGGCACACAGAUCCUACUAUCCGCAUGCAGACAGGAGAUCCUCCCAUCCUAAAGCACACAGGGGAUUUUCCUAUCCGCAUGCACACAGGCGAUCCACCUAUCUAUAAGCAAAUAGCAGAUCGUCCUAACCACACGCAAACAGGAAUCCCUUCAAUCCUUAUGCACAGUAGAUCAUCCUAUCGGAAUGCACACAGGACUUUCCUCCCAUCCACACACAGACGAUACUCCUAUCCACAUGCACUGAGGAUAUCCUCCCAUCCGCACACAGGAGAUCCCCCUAUCCACACAGACAGGAGAUCCCCCUAACCACACAGACAGGAGAUCCUCCUAUCCACACACAGACUGGAGAUCCCCCAUGCACACAUAUAGGAGAUCCCCCUAUCCACACGGACACAGUAGAUCCUGCUAUCCACACAGACAGGAGAUAUCCCUAUCCACACAGACAGGAGAUCCCCCUAUCCAACAGACAGCAGAUCCUCCUAUCUGCACGAACUCAGCAGAUCCGCCAAUCCACAAGAGCGCAGGAGACAUCCUAUCCACAUGUAGACAGGAGAUGCUCCAAUCCUGAAGCACACAGGGGAUUUUCCUAUCCGCAUGCACAUAGGCGAUCCUCCUAUCCAUAAGCAAAUAGGAGAUCGUCCUAACCACACGCAAACAGGAAAUCCUUCCAUCCUUAUGCACAAGAGAUCCUCCAAUUGGAAUGCACACAGGACUUUCCUCCCACCUACACACAGACGAUACUCCUAUCCACACGCACUGAGGAAAUCCUGCCAUCUGCACACAGGAGAUCCAACUAUCCACACAGACAGGCGAUCACUCUAUCCAAACAGACAGGAGGUCUCCCUAUCCACACAGACAGGAGGUCCCCCUAUCCACACAGACAGGAGGUCCCCCUAUCCACACAGACAGGAGAUCCUCCUAUCCACACAGACAGGAGAUCCUCCUAUCCACACGAACACAGGAGAUCCCCCUAUCCACACGAACACAGGAGAUCCCCCUAUCCACACAGAGAGGAGAUCCUCCUAUCCACACACACACUGGAGAUCCCCCAUGCACGCAUACAGGUUAUCCCCCUAUCCACGCACACAGGAGAUCCCCCUAUCCAUGCAGACAGGAGAUCCCCCUAUCCACACAAACACAGGAGAUCCCUCUAUCCACACAGACAGCAGAUCCCACUAUCCACAUGAACACAGUAGAUCCUGCUAUCCACACACACAGGAGAUCCCCCUAUCCACACGGACAGUAGCUCUCCUAUCCACAUGAACUCAGGAGAUCAUCCUAUCCACAGAGACAGUAGAUCCCUCUAUCCACACAGACAGCAGAUCCCCCUAUCCACACGGACACAGUAGAUCCUGCUAUCCACACACACAGGAGAUCCCCCUAUCCACGCAGACAGCAGAUCCCCCUAUCCACAUGAACACAGGAGAUCCCCCUAUCGACACAGACAGUAGCUCUCCUAUCUACAUGAACGCAGGAGAUCCUCCAAUUGACACGAAACAGAAGAUCAUCCAAUCCACACGCAGACAGAAGAUCCUCCUAUUCCUACGCACAGGAGAUCCUCCUAUCCACACACACAGAUCUUCCUAUCCUUACACACAGAGGAGAUCCUUCUGUCCGCACACACACAGAAGAUCCUCCUAUCCACAACCCCACAGGAGAUCCUCCUAUCAAUAAGCACACAGGAGAUUCUCCUAUCCGCACGCAGACAGAAGAUCCUCAUUCCUAAAGCACACAGGGGAUUUACCUAUCCACAUGCACACAGGCGAUCCUCCUAUCCAUAAGCAAAUAGGAGAUCGUCCUAACCAUACGCUAACAGGAAAUCCUUCCAUCCUAUCAGCACGCACACUGGAUAUCUUCCUAUCCACACACGGACAGGAGAUCCUCCCAUCCUAAAGCAAAAGGGAGAUCCCCCUAUCCGCAAACACACAGGAGAACCUCCACUAGCACAGGCAGAUCCUCCUAUCCACAUGAACACAGGAGAUCCUCAUAUCCGCACGCACAGAGGAGAUCCUCCUAUCCGCAUGCAUACAGGAGAUCCUCCCAUCCUAAUGCACACAGACGAUUCUCCUAUACAUAAGCAAAUAGGAGAUCGCCCUAACCACACGCAAACAGGAAAUCCUUCCAUCCUUAUGCACAGCAGAUCCUCCUAUCGGAAUGCACACAGGACUUUCCUCCCAUCCACCCACAGACGAUACUCCUAUCCACACGCACUGAGGAUAUCCUCCCAUCCGCACACAAGAGAUACCCCUAUCCACACAGACCGGAGAUCCCCCUAUCCACACGAACACAGAAGAUUCUCCUAUCCACACGAACUCAGGAGAUCCCCCUAUCCACAGAGACAGCAGAUCCCCCUAUCCAUACGAACACAGUAGAUCCUGCUAUCAACACACACAGGAGAUCCUCCUAUACACACAGCCAGGAGAUCCUCCUAUCCGAAAGCACACAGGAGAUCCCCCUAUCCACACAGACAGGAGAUCCCCCUAUCCACACAAACUCAGGAGAUCCUCCAAUCCACACGAGCGCAGGAGAUCAUCCUAUCCACACGUAGACAGGCGAUCCCCCUAUCCACACGGACAGUAGAUCCUCCUAUCCACACGAACUCAGGAGAUUCUCCAAUCCACACGAACCCAGGAGAUCAUCCUAUGCACAUGCAGACAGGAGAUCCUCCUAUCCACGCAGACAGGAGAUCCUCCUAUCCACGCAGACAGGAGAUCCCCCUAUCCACACGAACUCAGGAGAUUCUCCAAUCCACACGAACUCAGGAGAUCAUCCUAUCCACACGCAGACAGGAGAUCCUCCCAUCCUGAAGCACACAGGGGAUUUUCCUAUCCACAAGCACACAGGAGAUCCUCCACUGGCACAGGCAGAUCCUCCUAUCAACACAAACACAGGAGAUCCUCAUAUCCGCAUGCAUACAGGAGAUCCUCCUAUCCACACAGACAGGAGAUCCCCCUAUCCACACGAACACAUGAGAUCCCCCUAUCCACACACACAUGAGAUCCCUAUAUCCACACAGACAAGAGAUCCUCCUAUCCGAAAGCACACAGAGAUCCUCCUAUCCACACGAACACAGGAGAUCUUCCUAUCCACACACAAACAGGAGAUCCUCCCAUCCUAAAGCAAAAAGGAGAUCCUCCUAUCCGCAAACACACAGGAGAUCUUCCACUGGCACAGAGCAGAUCCUCCUAUCCACACGAACACAGAAGAUCCUCAUAUCCGCAAACACACAGAAGAUCCUCGUAUCAAUAACACGCAGCAGAUCCACCUAUCCGCGCGCAGACAGGAGAUCCUCCCAUCCUGAAGCACACAGGGGAUUUUCCUAUCCGCAUGCACACAGGCGAUCCUCCUAUCCAUAAGCAAAUAGGAGAUCGUCCUAACCACACGCAAACAGGAAAUCCUUCCAUCCUUAUGAACAGGAGAUCCUCCUAUCGGAAUGCACACAGGACUUUCCUCCCAUCCACACACAGACGAUACUCCUAUCCACACGCACUGAGGAUAUCCUCCCAUCCGCACACAGGAGAUCCCCCUAUCCACACAGAAAGGAGAUCCCCCUAUCCACACACACAGGAGA
Mobula hypostoma (lesser devil ray) is the source of this 37241-nucleotide messenger RNA. RefSeq lists its product as uncharacterized. The transcript has 5 exons. The record is from RefSeq and is a predicted model, not a curated record. Bases 27756 to 29036 code for a protein of 426 amino acids. NCBI's taxonomy places the organism in Eukaryota, Metazoa, Chordata, Chondrichthyes, Myliobatiformes, Myliobatidae.